AUGAAUCCAUUGAACAAAAUCAUCUUCCUCCUGGCCUUCUUGGCCUUUGGGUUCCUUCUUAUCCUCCUUUCGUGUGCUCUCUACAACAACUGGAAGCCGCUCUGGGUAAUUGGCAUUUUCCUUGUGGCUCCGUUGCCUAAUAUCAUACUGUCUUCAAUUGAAAGCAACAGAAACGAUUUCUUGACGUUCAGCAACGACAGAGGGAACACUCCCACACCUUUACAAGAACUGGCGAAGGUGAUUACCGGGUUCUUACUUGUGAGCGGUAUUGCAUUGCCCUUGACCAUGUACCACACCCAGCUUAUAGGGGUAGGCUCCUUGUUUAUGAGUGUAAUCGGUGGUCUCAUUGUCUACAGCGACAUCAUAGUGUUCAUAUGGUUCUUUUCCGAGCACGAGGACGAGAACGAUGACUUCAACUUUUAA
Molecule: messenger RNA, 423 nt
Organism: Candidozyma auris
Lineage: Eukaryota; Fungi; Ascomycota; Pichiomycetes; Serinales; Metschnikowiaceae
Exons: 1
Coding region: 1-423 (140 amino acids)
Biological process (GO): late endosome to vacuole transport via multivesicular body sorting pathway
Cellular component (GO): endosome; Vps55/Vps68 complex
Source: RefSeq, a predicted model, not a curated record